Molecule: messenger RNA, 2313 nt
Organism: Folsomia candida
Lineage: Eukaryota; Metazoa; Arthropoda; Collembola; Entomobryomorpha; Isotomidae
Exons: 4
Coding region: 262-1092 (276 amino acids)
Source: RefSeq, a predicted model, not a curated record
CAUUAUAUGCUCAAGUACUUGCACUUAUGUAGUUCACUUCUAUCCAGUGUUCAUACCUUAUUCAACUUUACCGAAGUAAGGAAAAAACAGUGCUAUAAAUCAAUCUGCUGGUUAACAGAAUUUUAAAAAGUUUAAACGUACCGGUUACACUCUAUAUAUAUCAAUAAUUUAGUGGUAAAUUUCUAGUCCACAUAUUCCCACUUUCAUUUAUCAACACUACUUUUCUCGGUUUAGAAUAUACUAAUAAACGUAAAUAUAAAAAUGAGGCAAUCCUUUUUAUCCCGAAUUUUAAACCAAUCGCCUAAAAAACGUAUACUACGAAUAAGAUUCAUCAUUAUCCUGGUAGCGAUCGUGUUUGUCGUUGCACAAUUUUGGUUACAAAAUUGUCCAUCUAAACGGCUGCAUCCCUCAUCAUCUCGAGUGUCGAAAUUAACAUCACAAGAAAAGCAAAUCAUCGUUAAAAACUUAAAACUAGGAGUCGAUUGGAAAGAAGUUAAUGUGCCUGACAGCUUUCACAAUGCUACAAAUAAACCGAAAUUUUUUGUGUACUCGGCAUACUUUGACACAAAUGAAGACUUCAUGAGGGUUAUCGCAAUAACGCCAUCGUUUUCCCGACAAAGAUUUUAUUGUCAUUUAUUCGACGAGGAAAUACAACUGUUUACUACGGUUCCAGGAAUAAUAAGCACGACCAAGUAUGGCUUAGGUAGCACUAUGAAAUAUAGCAUGGCUUUUAUACUUUGUCACCUUGACAUGAAUCCGAACGAACUAGAAACUCAAUCGAUUAUUAAAAAAGCUAAAUUCACAGUAAUUUCACCCUUUCGCAAAAUGCCAGACUCCGAUCUGUUUACCUCUAAUGGAACUAUUGCUUCAAACUUGAUGAGCAUACCCAAUCCAGUGUACAAAGGGGACGAGGAACCUUACAAAUUUGUUGCCUGCGUUCAACCCACGUUUAAUUUUGACCGAGUCGAAGCAUUUCUGGAGUGGGUGGAAUUUCAAAAAAUGAUGGGCGUUACCCAUUUUGCCUUUUACAAUAUGUCGAUUGGACCUAGAGUAUCGUGCGUCAUGAAAUCUGCGGCGAUUAAUGCGGGUUAAUAGCAUCAACGCAUACUUGUGCAGCGAUUAAGGUGCUAUAUGAUGACGCGCUGAUGCCUUAGAUUUUUUAUUCCAAGACUCCCUCAUUUAAUGUGUUCAAAUGCAAAUUCUUAAUACGCUUUUUACCUCAAAACUCAUACGAGUAUGAGUUAUGAGUUUUGAGGUAAAUUAUUACGUUUUAUGGGAAAUUUAUUGAGAACAAGGGGGAAGAAAUGUACCAUUUUGUUCAAGUCCAAGGUUUUGUAAUCCUAAAAAUUAACUUUGCAUUUAAAUAGUAAAACUUAUUAUGAUUUAUAUCAAAAUUCAUGGGAUUAAUGAACUUCUAGAAAUUUGCCAUUUAAAGAUGUUGAUUAUGUGUAGGGUGGGACGAAAAAUCUACGACACAUCAACGCAUUAUCAUGAAUUUAACACCUUAAGAUAUAAAUUGUCGGUGCCUUAGAAACAAAUCUAGCCUAAAAAUUUCAGAGACUCCAGUCACCGUAUUAAAAUGGACUCCACCAAUUAAUGACGAAACUCAGCUGCAUACGAAUGGUCAAAUCGCUCAAUUGAACGAUUGUUCCUUCAGGUACAGAGGUGUUUCGAAAUACCUGGUGCAAUUGGACUUGGAUGAAUUCAUAAUCCCUAACCCAACCUUUGCCAAAGAUUACUAUCAACUUGUCAACGUUCUGAAUAAUGCUUGGAGAUCUAUGUCGAGACCCGGAGUUAUUGCGGUGUAUCAAUUCCCAUCGGCCUUCUUUGACCCUGGUUUUGGUUACUUUCAAACCUCGCCAGCUGUUGCGACUGACAAAACACGACGAUUUGGUAUAAACGAUUUGCAAUUGUACCGUUACGUCAAGAGGCACGACCCCAUUAAUUCCAGUGGGUAUAGAUCAAAAUUAAUUUCCAUUCCGUGGAAUGUUGUUGAACCCGGGCUGCACGUUCUGGAUGAACCUGUCUUUAAUGGAUAUGAAUACGUGGUUCCACAAGAAUUAGGAUAUAUUCAUCAUUACCGGAGAUUUUUUGAUUGUGGGAAUAACUGCAGUUUUAUAAGACAAAGAAUAGAUACCGAAGCCCAUUUUUACGUUCAAGAACUUUCCAGAAGGAUGCACAAUCUUGCGAAGAAAUUGGAAAAGGAAUGUGAUUUGGGAAGUUUAAAAAGUAAUAUGUAACAUUUAGCGAAUAAACAAUGUAUGAGCAUGAACAAUGACAGACUAAUAAAGGGUGGGAGAGGUAGAACUGGUA